GUAAUUGCAAUUUCUACGACCAAUAUAAUUUUACCGAAAUUUUCGACGCAAUUUCUUAUUUUCCUUUUUUGAAGUUCGAUUCCAUCACCAAAUUGUUCCCGUUAAGGAAACUAGCGGCACGGGAGCCCAUCUGGGCUCACGCCGCUAGCACAGGCUACGAUAUGAACUCUAUGAUGUCAGUGUUUUUUCGAAGAGGUCGAAAAAUCUUUGAAAAUGUGUUCAAACGGAACACUCCAAAAGUUGUUGAACGCACAGCAAUCACAAGACUUAAUACUGUCGGAAGAGAAAGGCAAUUUUUACUUCACCGACUCUUUCCAAAGAAGUUUUCUAAUAGUCCUGUUGUCCAACUAAGUCGGACAGCGUUUUGGUCCAACCCACGGAAAGGCAAUGUCCUGCUCUUUGCCUUGACAGGGAUUGUUAUUGCACAGAAAUCAGAAGAUGACAAUGUGCUGUCUGAAAUACAGGCAUUUGGAAAGUGUGGGCAUAAUGAGGCAGAGCCCAGUCUCUCCUUGCUGGUUAAGGAUCUUUCUCUGGACAGUUUUGAGAUUGGGCGAAACAUUGGUCAGGGCUGCAAUGCUGUUGUGUACGAGGCAUCCUGGAAAACAGAUCUUCUUUCAGGGAGUCGUGAUGAUGACUUGGUAUCUGAGGCUGACAGUGAGGUCACUGUUCUGUCAGUGGAGGAGAUGUCUCAUGAUGACCAACCACCAGCAGUCUUCACAGUGGAGACUGUUCCAGAUGAAGAUGAUAUCAUGAGUGUCACAGAGAGUUUGGACAGUGACAUUUCUGUCCUUGAAUUGGAGGAUGGAGAAGACUGGCUGCAAGUUAAUACAACUUCACUCACAAUGUCAGAUCAUGCUGUGGAUUGGACAAUCUCUCCAGGAAGAGACACCAUCAUUGAUGAUGAGAAUGAUGAUGAACAUCUUGAAUACUUGUCCCUGGAUAGCAGACACUCUGGAUUGCAGGCAGGCAUGCACUAUGACCUUGCAAUCAAGAUGUUGUUCAACUACAGCGUGGAGUCUAGAGCAGACGCUAUUCUACAUGAGAUGGAGCGAGAGACUGUGCCCGCCCGCCUGGCUGAUACACACCCUGACAUGCUCACCUGGCAGAAUGGUCACAAGGUGAGGAAACGGCGCCUGCCUCCCCACCAAAACAUUGUGGACAUGUGGGGUUUGUUUGUGGGCCUAGUACCUGAACUCCCUGACGGUGCGGACAACUAUCCUGCAGCCCUCCCCACCCGCAUACACCCCGAUGGGAUUGGUCGGAAUAUGACACUAUUCCUGGUCAUGAAGAGGUACAACACCACCCUGAAUGACUACCUGGCUGUGGUAAGCCUGAGUGUGCGGGAGAGACUGUACCUUCUGGCUCAGAUACUGGAGGGAGUCGCCCACAUGAACCGACACAGUGUGGCCCACAGGGAUAUGAAAAGUGACAACAUUCUGCUUGACACAUUCAAAGAUGGUGAGCCCCAGCUUGUGAUCAGUGAUUUCGGCUGCUGUCUGUCAGAUUGUAGGUUUGGUCUACGUCUUCCAUACACUACUGACCACAUAGAUAGGGGUGGGAACACUGCCCUCAUGGCACCAGAGAUAUCUUGUGCUGAGCCUGGACUAUUUUCUAUACUGGACUACCGAAAAGCUGAUCUGUGGGCAGUAGGUGCCCUGACAUACGAGAUAUUUGGAGCUGAUAACCCCUUUUACAGAGGCCAUCAAGGGAGAUUAGACAGUCGCACCUACACACUCCAGGAGUUACCUCCCUUGCCUGACUGUGUCCCUGAACCUGUGGGUAGACUGUCGCAAAGUAUUCUGGAUAGAAAUCCUGCAAAGAGGCCAACAGCUAGACAAGCAGCAGAUGUCAUUCAGUUGAUGUUAUGGGCCCCCUCUGAUUGGUUGUUACCUGGUAACCAACUAUGUAGGUCGAAUGUCAUGUGGUGGCUGGUUGGCAUGGCAACAGAAGCUCACCUUAGUAACAGGUCAACACUGAAUGACCUUAAGAGAAGUUUCCUGGAAAACAUUGAUACAACAAGAUUGAAAAAUGCUUUUAGCUUUUUUGAGGUUGAUCUUUUAAUAUAGUGCUUUAGAAAAGUUUUAGGCUUGGAUCAAUGUUGAACGAAAAGUGUUUUUAAUAAACAAUCAGUUGAUAAAUGGGAAUGGUCCAUUAAAGUCUUUUGACUUUGGACGUUAAUCUUUUCAACUUGUGCUUUGAGCUAUAUAAUAAUUAUGUGAAAAUCUGACGGUGAUUUUAGCUUUGUGAAUGUGAUAGAGCUUUGUGUUGAAUCAGUUAUAUUCUUCUUUUCUCACUUGAAAACUGUAAUACUUCACAUUAAAACUUGUAUUGGUAUGUUUGUUUGUGAUUUAUCAAGUAGAAUUAGUACCUUUUAAAUAAUAUGUAAACCUUUGUAAUUCCUGGUCUUCAAAAGUUUUAUGCAGAUCUUAUAACUAAUUAUUAAGUUAUUAUUUUUGUUUGAUGAUGUUUCAUUUACAGUUGUUUUUCACUGUUCUUCAAGAUAUUUGUCCUUAAAUAACUCACAAAUCAUUUUUAUACAAAUCCCUUUUUUCUGACCCAGAUUUAGUUCCAAACUAAUGUUAUCAUGAACUUGAUUUAACCUUCAUGCAAUGAUAAAAAGGUUUCAAAUAUCCUUGAUGAUUAAAUAUUUUACUUUUAUUUAUAUUAUUACCCAGACUGAGGUUUCUUUUUGUUUUGCUUUUUGUUAAUUGUUUUCUUUUUUCCAGAAAAUAAAGGUUUAAAUAGA
Mya arenaria is the source of this 2746-nucleotide messenger RNA. RefSeq names its product serine/threonine-protein kinase Pink1, mitochondrial-like. The transcript has 12 exons. Gene Ontology annotation, biological process: protein phosphorylation; autophagy of mitochondrion; positive regulation of mitochondrial fission. Lineage: Eukaryota; Metazoa; Mollusca; Bivalvia; Myida; Myidae. Gene Ontology annotation, molecular function: protein serine/threonine kinase activity; ATP binding. The record is from RefSeq and is a predicted model, not a curated record. Bases 162 to 2066 code for a protein of 634 amino acids. Gene Ontology annotation, cellular component: mitochondrion.